Messenger RNA from Lodderomyces orthopsilosis Co 90-125, 1710 nucleotides. RefSeq lists its product as uncharacterized. NCBI's taxonomy places the organism in Eukaryota, Fungi, Ascomycota, Pichiomycetes, Serinales, Debaryomycetaceae. The transcript has a single exon. Bases 1 to 1710 code for a protein of 569 amino acids. The record is from RefSeq and is a predicted model, not a curated record. Gene Ontology annotation, biological process: mRNA processing.
AUGAAUGGUUCAAAUACAACUGAUAUUGCAUUUAUUGCACCAUUCACAAUUCCAUCAACUAAUAAUUCCAAACUAAUAUCCUUGCUCUCUGAGCAUAAGAUUCAGUCUAUCAAGCAAGACAUAAAUGAGAAUCCUUUACCAUUGAGUUUUUCCAUACCCACUACAAGUGAGUUUGACGCAUCGAAUAUAAUUGAGUCGAACAAUACAAGAAUCCUCAGCCAAACGUCCGGGCAGCUGAACAACAACCAGAAUGAGCCGAACUCAAUUGUUUCAACAAUUGAUGAAAAUGAAGAGCCAAAAUUGUUGAUUGAAAUUGACUCGAUUCAGCCAACGAACUUGCAGCAACAACUAUCGACUAUUGUUUUGAACAAUUUUCCAAACCUAAAAAAUAACGUUGUGGAGCAAGUGCUCACGAAUAUAAUCAAUCCAGAUACUGAUAAAUCAUUUGAUCGUCAUCGCUCGUUUCACUGGUCACAGAUCAAUUUCGAAUUCACCGAUUUGAAGGUGAUAUUCGUCAGAUUUAAUAAGGUGGAUGAUGCUAAAUGGUUUGUUGAGACUUAUAGUCAUAUAGACACCCUUCUACCUAGAGUUGAAUUGAUUUAUAGUCAUCAAAUUCUGGAUAAACUAGCUGAGGUACCUUCUCAUCCAAGCACAAUUCCAGAAUCAUUGAAAAAGAAGUUGAAAUUAAUACUUUAUACUUCCAAGAAUUUUGCUAAGCCAAAACUACAAGGUUUGGAGGAGCUCGACAAAGUCAUGCAAUCUUAUUCGGAUUACAAAGUUGAUUAUAAUGAUUUAAUUGACGUCCCCAAUGAAAUGAAAGAGGGUAUCAUCAGGGACAUUAUCAAGUUUCGAAGUCGUAUGUUGCUCAUUGAGAAGGAAAAUCGGCAGAAGCAAAUAGAAAAUGAGAGAUUGGUGACUAAAAAUAAAUUGAAUGAAUUGUUCAAAGGAAUUGAAACGACAGAGGCGGGGAGGAAAUCAAAAGAGAACCAGUUGUCAAAUGGCGUUGUCGAAAAGGAAGAUGUUGUGGUUAUACCUGAACAGUAUGAAAAUUUGAGCGAUGAGCAGUAUGAAAAGAUGAUUCGUGAACGAGAAACAAGCGAAUACCAGCAGAAAUACCAAGUCCAACUAGCAAAUUUUAUGAAGCAGCAUGCAAGUGAAAAAUCAAUAUUAGAGUCUAAACUCGGAAAGCUACUCAAUUACGAAACUAAAUUAAUGGACAAUAAGUUGAAUCAGAUUGAAGAAUUAAGGAACUAUGAGAAAUUGGAGAUUACUACAAUGUAUGUCUAUCGCUAUGGUGAUUACUUGAAACAACGCCAUACCAAGCGAUCAUUGGAAAUGAAAUUGGAUGUAGAAGAUGCAGCCGCCGAAGAAAAAGAGCAUGAUAAUGGGAUUAAGCAUGAGCCAAAAGUGGCACAAGUCAAGAAGCAGAAACUUGACACAAGUACAAAACUGAAAUUAGACUUGCUGGUAAUGGAAUCACUAGAUGAAGACUUGAAAAGCCAAAUUCAUGACAAAAUCAGCAACUUGGUGGAGGAAUACCUUGGAAUACAAGAUGACUUUCUAACAGAUGUGAUUAAACAACAUAUUGAAGUAAGUGGCUUCAAUGGCAAAACAACUUUGGUGCUGGAUCUUGUGGAAGUGUUGGAUGAAGAUGCUGAAAAUUUAGUUGAUGAUUUAUACCAGUUUGCAGGAUCAAUCAUGGAGAAAUAA